Asparagus officinalis (garden asparagus) is the source of this 1204-nucleotide messenger RNA. RefSeq names its product zinc finger AN1 and C2H2 domain-containing stress-associated protein 16-like. Lineage: Eukaryota; Viridiplantae; Streptophyta; Magnoliopsida; Asparagales; Asparagaceae. Gene Ontology annotation, molecular function: zinc ion binding. Gene Ontology annotation, cellular component: cytoplasm. The transcript is spliced from 2 exons. Bases 232 to 1074 code for a protein of 280 amino acids. The record is from RefSeq and is a predicted model, not a curated record.
AUUUAUUGGGUUGUUACUGACGCGGUUUCUCUCUUUUCUGUCCCAAGCUCCGACCUUUUCUUGGGAUUUCGAAUUACAAAAAUAAAUAAAAAGAGGGAGAAGGGGACGGGGAUUUGAACCCUAAAUCUCCGUCUGUUCUCUCUCUCUCUCUCCCUCUCUCCCUCUCUCUCUCUCUCUCUCUCUCUCUCUUAAUUUGUAAUAAUCUGCAAUUGAUUCACUCCUCGAUUAUCGAUGGGAACGCCGGAAUUCCCCGAUUUAGGGAAGCAUUGCAGCGUCGACGACUGCAAGCUCAUUGAUUUCUUGCCGUUUGAUUGCGAUCGGUGCAAAAAGGUGUUUUGUCUGCAACAUAGAAGUUACAAUACACACAAGUGUCCAAAUGCAGAUGAUAAUGACGUGACGGUCCUAAUUUGCCCAUUAUGUGCUACUGGAGUUCGUCUUAUUCCAAAUCAAGACCCAAACAUCACAUGGGAUAUUCAUGUCAACACCGAUUGUGACCCAUCAAACUUUCAAAGAGCUACCAAAAAAAAGCAAUGUCCUGUUCCUGGUUGCAAAGAACUUUUAACCUUUUCUAACACAAUUAGGUGUAGGGAUUGCACCAGAGAGCACUGCUUGAAACAUAGGUUUGGGCUUGACCAUAAAUGCCCUGGACCAAAAAAACCCGAUUCUGGGUUCCCCUUUGUUGGUCUAUUGAAGAGGAGUCAAACUGUACAACCCACUUCAAGUUCUUCAAGUGGAGGAUCUUCCUGGUGGAGUUCGAGCUUACUAAAUGGUGUUAUGGCUAGUGCUGAAUCAGGUAUGCAAAAGUUGAGUAUUGCUACCAACCAAGCUUUGCAAAAAGCAAAAGAUGGAAUGGCACAGGGUAGUGGAGACGGUCCUGAGCGUUGUCCUCAAUGUCCAGCAAGAUUCUCUUCAGUCACUGCUUUAAUCCAUCAUGUUGAGAAAUCUCACCAUAAAGGUGUUCAACAACACAAAGUAACAGUUGAUGUUUGCCCUAAGUGCAGUAGAGCAUUCAGAGAUCCAGUUUUACUUGUGCAGCACGUUGAGAGAGAACAUAGAGGCACUUCAAAGGCUUAAAUCAAACAGUUAGAUAUUAUUUAUCAUGUGUUCCCUGUGAAAGGAGUUGAUGUAUGAAAGAAACAGAAAACUUACAUUGUUUGCAUACUAUCGUAAUUGUCUUCAAAUAGCAAGAGAUGGGUUUUUUUCA